Messenger RNA from Ectocarpus sp. CCAP 1310/34, 202 nucleotides. Lineage: Eukaryota; Phaeophyceae; Ectocarpales; Ectocarpaceae. The record is from the annotation of a GenBank genome assembly.
AUGAAGACAAUUGGGCGAAUGGAACCAUCUGGCUGUUCUUGUUCGAGAUUCCCACAAACCCAUCGCGACUAUUUCAUCACAGUAACGAUGAAAAGGUCGCGAGCCGUCUGAAACGGCAUCCCAAUCUGGAUAAACCAAAACAGGAGGAUUGGCCAACUUAGCUAAUAAAACGCGAAGGGCUUGCUCCAUCGAAGGGGUGAAG